Emiliania huxleyi CCMP1516 is the source of this 1117-nucleotide messenger RNA. RefSeq lists its product as hypothetical. Gene Ontology annotation, molecular function: DNA-binding transcription factor activity, RNA polymerase II-specific; RNA polymerase II cis-regulatory region sequence-specific DNA binding. The record is from RefSeq and is a predicted model, not a curated record. NCBI's taxonomy places the organism in Eukaryota, Haptophyta, Isochrysidales, Noelaerhabdaceae. Bases 47 to 853 code for a protein of 268 amino acids. The transcript is spliced from 3 exons. Gene Ontology annotation, cellular component: nucleus. Gene Ontology annotation, biological process: regulation of DNA-templated transcription.
UCCGAGACAAGGUCACAGCGUCCUGACGGCUUCUCAAUUUUAGACCAUGCUUUCCGCGGUCACGCCGGCCGAGGUCAACGCCAUCGACCCGCCCGCCCCUCCCGACGCGUCUCCCGAGCCGGAUGAGCGGCCGCCGGCCAAGGCUCGCAAGCGGCCCAGGCCGACGGAGCGAUGCGGCUGGACCCCCGAGGCCGACAAGUGGGUCGCCCACGGCUAUGAGACCCUCGGCCCGUGCUGGACGGCGAUCGCGGCGCUCCUCCGCCGUGAGACGGGUGAGGACCGGUCCGGCGACAGCGUUCGCAACCGCGUCCUCCGCCUGCAGCAGCAGCAGGGCAAGGCAGACGAUCGGGGCGGCGACUGCUGGACCACGCAGGAGGUCGACCUCAUCUGCCAGGGCGUUCUCAGAGGUCUCCGCUGGAAGGAUAUCGCGGACAUGCUCCCCGGCCGGACCGAGAGCAGCUGCCGUAACCGCUGGGUGCGGCACAAGCAAAAGGAGCUCUCCGGCAUGGGCGUCGAGGCAAAGACGGCCGUCGACCAGAUGGCGCCCCACCAGCUGCCGCAGCCUAGCCAGCUGCCGCCGCCCUGCCAGCUGCCGCAGUACAACCAGCUGUCGGCGCAGCGGUGGGUGCCCGGGCCACUGAUGGGCCUUCCCAUGGCCCAGGCCAUGCCGAUGCCACCGUCGCAGCUCAUCCCGAUGUGGGGGCCGCCGCAGUACGCUGACGACCAGGCGGCGCUCUCGGCAGAGGAUCGCUACCGUGCGCGGCUACGCCUGGCCGAGAAGGAGGGCCGCUUGCCAAAGGGCGUCGUUGCACGCAUUUUGGGGACCAUGGCGGCGACACCGAGCGCGGCGUGAGCCUCGGAGCCUGCCGCGCCUCGAGCCGCGCCCCGCACAUCCCGGCCACAUUUUUCUUGCGUACUGGCCUGUUUAUUGACGUGCGGGUGGUACUGGCUUAGGAGAGGGAGGGAGACGAUGUUCCUAGUUGAGUUCGAUGUUGUUCAGUAUGUGCGGCGUACGGCUGUGGGUCCUGUAAUAUGUCUUUGCACUGUCUCGCGCGCGGCGCUGUCUCUCUGUGGCUACACACUGCGUGAAGAAAAACAUCUCGUACAUACAACCCAA